Molecule: messenger RNA, 1647 nt
Organism: Thamnophis elegans (Western terrestrial garter snake)
Lineage: Eukaryota; Metazoa; Chordata; Lepidosauria; Squamata; Natricidae
Product: zinc finger protein 501-like
Exons: 1
Coding region: 250-1491 (413 amino acids)
Source: RefSeq, a predicted model, not a curated record
CUUCCCCAACAAGGGAAUAUAAAGAAAUGUUUGGAAAAGUGUGGAACUAAUCAAAGCUAACUUACAUUUUCAAUCCAAUACAAUGGGACUUUAAAUCUUUUGCCUGGAAAUAGAUCCCUUAUAUCUCCAAAGGAAAUCCACAUAGAAGAGAAGUCUUAUGAAUGUGAGGAAUGUGGAAAAAGCUUCAGAAGAAGCAAUCAUCUUACUUUUCAUAAAAAGUCCCAUGCAGGACAGAAGCCAUAUAAAUAUAUGAAAUGUGGAAAAAGCUUUCGUACCAGUUGUGAUCUUACUAUACAUAAAAUGACUCAUACAAUGAAGAAAACAUAUAAAUGCAUGGAAUGUGGAAAGAGCUUUAGUUCUAAUGGUGGUCUUUUUUACCAUAAAAAUAUCCACCAAGGGAAGAAGCCAUAUAAAAGCACUAUGUGUGGAAAGAUCUUUGCUCAUAGAAGUCAACUUACUAAACAUAUUAGGAGUCACAUAGAGAAGCCACAUAAUUGUAAGGAGAUUCAAAAGUGGCCGAAUACAAAUUGUUCCCUUAUUCUCCAUGAAAUGAUCAACAGAAGGCAUUUAACUGUGUGCAGUGUGGAAAAGGCUUUCACAGGAACUAUAGUCUUACCAUCCAUAAAAGGAUCCACACAGGGGAGAAGCCCUAUAAAUGCAUGGAGUGUGGACAGACUUUUGCUGCAAGGAAUUAUCUCAUUUACCAUCACAAGAUCCAUACAGGGGAGAAGCCAUGAAUGCAUGGAGUGUGGGAAAGCCUUUGCUUACAGGAGUAAGUUUGUGAACCAUAAAAGGACCCACACAGGGGAGAGACCAUAUAAAUGCAUGGAGUGUGGAGAGAGUUUUGCUGCGAAGAAUUAUCUCACUUUCCAUCACAAGAUCCAUACAGGGAAGAAGCCAUAUGAAUGCAUGGAGUGUGGGAAGGCCUUUAUUCAAAAGAGUAAACUUACCACCCAUAAAAGGAUCCACACAGGGGAGAAGCCCUACAAAUGCGCAGAGUGUGGAAAGACCUUUGCUCAGAGCUACAAUCUUACUUCCCAUAAAAGGAUCCACAUCGGGGAGAAGCCAUAUAAAUGUGCAGAGUGUGGAAAGGACUUUGCUCAUAGCAGUAGUCUUAUUUCCCAUAAAAAGAUCCACACAGGUGAAAAGCCAUAUAGUUGCAAGGAAUGUGGAAAGUGGCUGAAAACAAAACGUUCCCUUAUACACCAUGAAAUGAUCCACACAAGCCAGAAGGCAUUUAUAUGUGUGCAAUGUGGAAAGGGCUUUCGGAGGAAUUGUGAUCUUACCAUCCAUAACAAGGUCCACACAGGGGAGAAGCCAUAUAAAUGCACGGAGUGUGGAAAGACCUUUGCUCAGACCAGUGGGCUUAUUUCCCAUAAAAGAAUCCACACUGGGGAGAAGCCAUAUAAAUGUUUGGAGUGUGGAAAGAGAUUCAGUCGGAGUGAUUGUCUUACUUCUCAUAAAAGGAUUCACACAGGACAUGCCAUAUAAUUUUGUGGAAUGUGGAAAGGGUUUCUACAAAAAUUGAUCACUGAUGUUACAUAAAAGGAUCCAUACAGUAGAAAAGCCUUAUAUAAGCCUUAUUUUCCACCAUAAUUUGCAAAAAAAUUCUUUCCAAAUCAGACAAUGUGAUUGUCUGGCUUUGCU